GUCAUUGUAUGUGAAAUGUCAUGUAUGAAAUGUGUCAUUUCUUCUGACGUUUCCCUCUCUAACUUUAGAAAUUUACAUUUUGCCGGUUAAAGUGGUCGGUUAAUCAACAUAAUUGAAUACAAGCGUAUAACCAUGACAGGAGUCAAUUUAUUUUUGUUAAUUGUUUUGCUGGUGAAGAGCGUAAUCUGCUUGGAACGUGAGAUGACAGUGAACAUUGAGGCUAGGAGAGAAGACUGCUUUUUUCAAUCGGCCAAAGCAGGAGACACCAUUGAUUUUGAGUACCAAGUGAUCGAUGGGGGCCACGGUGAUUUAGACAUCACAUUUCACCUUGUGGACCCGACUGGUAGGAUCCUGGUAGCUGAUUACAAGAAGACUGAGAACAAUCAUCGAGUCGAUGCUGGGAUGAACGGAGACUACAAAUUUUGUUUCGAUAAUUCGUUUAGUUCCUACAACACUAAAACAGUGUUUUUUGAAAUGAUUGUCGAAGGUGAUGAUAAUUCGGAAUGGGACGACGAAAAUAUCGAUAUGCAGGGGCUUAGAGCCGAAGAUGUGUAUGAAAUGAAGGUUCAAGAUAUUCAGCAAGUUAUUACUAACGUCAGAAACCAUUUAAAUAAAGUGAGGCAUAUUCAGGAUUUGUUGAAAUCAAUUGAGGCAAGAGACAGGAACGUAGUGGAGGAGAAUUUUUUUAAAGUUAACACGUUUUCAAUGGUACAGAUUUGUACAAUGCUUGUGGUUGGAUGCAUCCAAGUUGUGAUGGUUAGAAGCUUGUUUGACGAUAAUUCUAAAGUGCACAAGAUAUGGAAAAAUUUAAACAGAAGAUAGUGAUUUGUGUUUGCUAUAGAUAAACUGAUAUUGUACGUGAUUUUAAACAAUAUCCAGUGCAGUGAUUAAUAAAUGGUAUUUUUGAGGAAAAAAAUUAAACCAAAGUUGAUUUUGUAGUGCCAUGAUAAGUAUGUGCUAGUCAGGUUUUUAUUAUCACAAAGCAAUAAAAUCUUUUACUUCUUUAUUUAUUACUGCGACUGUUUCACAAUACAUGCUAAAAAUGUAUUGACUCCACAAUGGAUUGAACAAUAAAAAUUGAUUACAUUUCUUAA
Messenger RNA from Tribolium castaneum (red flour beetle), 1094 nucleotides. RefSeq names its product opossum (gene opm). Bases 133 to 822 code for a protein of 229 amino acids. Gene Ontology annotation, cellular component: endoplasmic reticulum-Golgi intermediate compartment; Golgi apparatus; COPII-coated ER to Golgi transport vesicle. Gene Ontology annotation, biological process: intracellular protein transport; Golgi organization; endoplasmic reticulum to Golgi vesicle-mediated transport. The record is from RefSeq and is a predicted model, not a curated record. NCBI's taxonomy places the organism in Eukaryota, Metazoa, Arthropoda, Insecta, Coleoptera, Tenebrionidae. The transcript has a single exon.